UUGAUGCACGGCUGACAUGGGCAACUUGAAGAGUGUGGGCCAGGAACCUGGGCCACCCUGUGGCCUGGGGCUGGGACUGGGCCUUGGACUGUGCAGCAAGCAGACCCCGGCCUCUCCAACAUCAGAGCCCAGCCGGGCACCAGCAUCCCCACCCCCGACCUCACCAGCGCCAGACAACAGCCCCCCACUAACCCGGCCUCCAGAGGGGCCCAGGUUCCCUCGAGUGAAGAACUGGGAAGUGGGCAGCAUUGCCUAUGACACCCUGUGUGCCCAAGCUCAGCAGGAUGGGCCCUGCACCCCAAGACGCUGCCUGGGAUCCCUUGUGUUUCCAAGGAAACUACAGAGCAGGCCUACCCAGGGCUCACCACCCCCUGAACAGCUGCUGGGUCAGGCCAGGGACUUCAUCAACCAGUACUACAGCUCCAUCAAGAGGAGUGGCUCUCAGGCCCAUGAGCAGCGACUUCAAGAGGUAGAGGAAGAGGUAGCAUCUACAGGCACCUACCAGCUCCGGGAGAGUGAGCUGGUGUUCGGGGCCAAGCAAGCCUGGCGCAAUGCUCCCCGCUGUGUGGGCCGGAUCCAGUGGGGAAAGCUACAGGUAUUUGAUGCCCGAGACUGCAGGACUGCCCAGGAAAUGUUCACCUACAUCUGCAAUCACAUCAAGUAUGCCACCAACCGAGGCAACCUUCGCUCCGCCAUCACAGUGUUCCCCCAGCGCUGCCAAGGCCGCGGAGACUUCCGGAUCUGGAACAGCCAGUUGGUGCGUUAUGCUGGCUACAGGCAGCAGGAUGGCUCUGUGCGAGGGGACCCUGCCAACGUGGAGAUCACUGAGCUCUGCAUCCAGCAUGGCUGGGUCCCAGGAAAUGGCCGUUUUGACGUACUGCCCCUGCUGCUCCAGGCCCCUGAUGAGCCUCCAGAACUCUUCACUCUGCCCUCUGAGCUGGUCCUCGAGGUGCCCCUGGAGCACCCCACGCUGGAGUGGUUCGUGGCACUGGGCCUGCGCUGGUACGCCCUCCCGGCAGUAUCCAGCAUGCUUCUGGAAAUUGGGGGCUUGGAGUUCCCUGCGGCCCCUUUCAGCGGCUGGUACAUGAGCUCUGAGAUCGGAAUGAGGAACCUGUGUGACCCUCACCGCUACAACAUCCUGGAGGAUGUAGCUGUCUGCAUGGACCUGGACACCCGGACAACCUCGUCCCUGUGGAAAGACAAGGCAGCAGUGGAAAUUAACGUGGCUGUACUGCACAGUUACCAGCUGGCCAAAGUGACCAUUGUGGACCACCAUGCUGCCACAGCCUCGUUUAUGAAACACCUGGAGAAUGAGCAGAAGGCCAGGGGUGGCUGCCCUGCUGACUGGGCCUGGAUCGUACCCCCCAUCUCGGGCAGCCUCACUCCUGUCUUCCAUCAAGAGAUGGUCAACUAUUUCCUGUCCCCUGCUUUCCGCUACCAGCCAGACCCCUGGAAGGGGAGCGCAGCCAAGGGUGCCGGCAUCACCAGGAAGAAGACCUUUAAGGAAGUGGCCAAUGCAGUGAAGAUCACUGCCUCGCUCAUGGGCACAGUGAUGGCAAAGCGCGUGAAGGCAACCAUCCUGUAUGGCUCAGAGACUGGCCGGGCCCAGAGCUACGCACAGCAGCUGGGGAGGCUCUUCCGGAAGGCGUUCGAUCCCCGGGUCCUGUGUAUGGAUGAGUAUGACGUGGUGUCCCUUGAGCAUGAGACACUGGUGUUGGUGGUGACCAGCACAUUUGGGAAUGGAGAUCCCCCAGAGAAUGGAGAGAGUUUUGCAGCAGCGCUAAUGGAGAUGUCGGGACCCUACAACAGCUCCCCUCGACCAGAGCAGCACAAGAGUUACAAAAUCCGCUUCAACAGUGUCUCCUGCUCAGACCCACUGGUGUCUUCUUGGCGGCGGAAAAGGAAGGAGUCCAGCAACACAGACAGUGCAGGGGCACUAGGCACACUCAGGUUCUGUGUGUUCGGGCUGGGCUCCCGGGCGUACCCCCACUUCUGUGCCUUUGCCCGGGCGGUGGACACAAGGCUGGAGGAGCUGGGUGGAGAGCGACUACUUCAGCUGGGCCAGGGCGAUGAGCUGUGUGGCCAAGAGGAGGCCUUCCGUGGCUGGGCCCAGGCUGCCUUCCAGGCCUCCUGUGAGACCUUCUGUGUGGGAGAAGACGCCAAGGCUGCUGCCCGGGACAUAUUCAGCCCCAAACGCAGCUGGAAGCGCCAGAGGUAUCGGCUGAGUGCCCAGGCCGAGGGCCUGCAGCUGCUGCCAGGUACAGUCCUGACCUCACCCCCAUCCGCAGGCUCUCUGGGGUUCCCAGGGUCCAAGGACUCACUUAUUCAGGCCCCGCUCCCUGGCUCAGGCUCAGUCUCCUUUGCACCCUCCUCAUCCUUAGGCCUGAUCCAUGUGCACAGGCGGAAGAUGUUCCAAGCUUCAAUCCUCUCCGUGGAAAAUCUACAAAGCAGCAAAUCCACCCGGGCCACGAUCCUGGUGCGCCUGGACACUGGAGGCCAGGAGGGGCUGCAGUACCAGCCCGGGGACCACAUAGGUGUCUGCCCGCCCAACCGUCCUGGCCUCGUGGAGGCACUGCUGAGCCGUGUAGAGGACCCACCGCCACCCACAGAGCCUGUGGCAGUAGAGCAGCUGGAGAAGGGCAGCCCUGGUGGCCCUCCCCCCGGUUGGGUACGAGACCCUCGGCUACCCCCGUGCACACUUCGCCAGGCUCUCACUUUCUUCCUGGACAUCACAUCCCCACCCAGCCCACGCCUUCUCCGACUGCUGAGCACCCUGGCUGAAGAGUCCAGUGAGCAGGAGGAGCUGGAGGCCCUCAGCCAGGACCCUCGGCGCUAUGAGGAGUGGAAGUGGUUCCGCUGCCCCACGCUUUUGGAGGUGCUGGAGCAGUUCCCAUCAGUGGCACUGCCUGCUCCCCUGCUCCUCACUCAGCUGCCCCUACUCCAGCCUCGGUACUACUCAGUCAGCUCAGCACCCAGUGCACACCCAGGAGAGAUCCACCUCACCGUUGCUGUGCUGGCAUACAGGACACAGGAUGGACUGGGCCCCCUGCACUAUGGAGUCUGCUCCACAUGGCUAAGCCAACUCAAGGCCGGAGACCUUGUGCCCUGCUUCAUCAGGGGGGCUCCCUCCUUCCGGCUGCCACCUGAUCCCAGUUUACCCUGCAUCCUGGUGGGCCCAGGCACUGGCAUUGCCCCCUUCCGGGGAUUCUGGCAAGAAAGACUGCAUGACAUUGAAAGCAAAGGGCUGCAGCCCGCCCCUAUGACUUUGGUGUUCGGCUGCCGUUGCUCCCAACUCGACCACCUCUACCGCGACGAGGUGCAGGACGCCCAGCAGCGCGGGGUGUUCGGUCACGUCCUCACCGCCUUCUCCAGGGAACCAAACAGCCCCAAGACCUACGUGCAGGACGUCCUGAGGACUGAGCUGGCUGCUGAGGUGCAUCGCGUGCUGUGCCUGGAACGAGGCCACAUGUUUGUCUGCGGCGAUGUCACCAUGGCAACCAGCGUCCUACAGACAGUGCAGCGGAUCCUGGCGACAGAGGGCGACAUGGAGCUGGAUGAGGCGGGUGACGUCAUCGGCGUGCUGCGGGAUCAGCAACGCUACCACGAGGACAUCUUCGGGCUCACACUGCGCACCCAGGAGGUGACAAGCCGCAUACGCACCCAGAGCUUUUCAUUGCAGGAGCGACAGCUGCGGGGGGCAGUGCCCUGGGCAUUGGACCCGACUGGCCCAGACACGCCAGGCUCCUGAUAGCCUGGCUUUCCACUGCAGCUCCUAGAGAGAGCUUCCGCACUGCUGUCGGCUGACCAGGGCCAAGCCACCUCUCUCCCCUCUUGAGGUGCCUACCAGCAUCUGUCUGUCCUGAGGCUGCGGAAAUUCAGCCCAGGGAAUGAGAGAUCCCCUGUCAGGGGUCU
This is a messenger RNA of Castor canadensis (American beaver), 3912 nucleotides long. The record is from RefSeq and is a predicted model, not a curated record. Lineage: Eukaryota; Metazoa; Chordata; Mammalia; Rodentia; Castoridae.